AUGUCAGAAUAUCAGAAUCUCAGAAUCUCAGAAUCUCAGAAUCUCAGAAUCUCAGAAUCUCAGAAUCUCAGAAUCUCAGAAUCUCAGAAUCUCAGAAUCUCAGAAUCUCAGAAUCUCAGAAUCUCAGAAUUUCAGAAUGUCAGAAUCUCAGAACCUCAGAAUCUCAGAAUCUCAGAAUCUCAGAAUUUCAGAAUCUCCAAUCUCAGAAUCUCAGAAUCUCAGAAUCUCAGAAUAUCAGAAUCUCAGAAUAUCAGAACCUCAGAAUCUCAGAAUCUCAGAAAUUCAGAAUUUCAGAAUUUCAGAAUUUCAGGAUUUCAGAAUUUCAGAAUUUCAAAAAUUUAG
This is a messenger RNA of Caenorhabditis briggsae, 342 nucleotides long. The record is from RefSeq and is a predicted model, not a curated record. The coding region runs from base 1 to 342 and encodes 113 amino acids. The transcript is spliced from 2 exons. Lineage: Eukaryota; Metazoa; Nematoda; Chromadorea; Rhabditida; Rhabditidae.